AUGUCAUGGGUAAACGAUAUUCGAGUUAUAGUUGGUUUAGACUUCGGGUCCACCUAUUCGGGAUUUUCGUUAUAUCAUGUCGACUCUGAUGAUAUUAAGACAAACAAUGAAUGGCCUGGGCCUGGAGGAAUUGGAAAAUUCAAAACAAAUACGGUACUUCAAUAUGAUGAUGAUUAUAAAAACGUUAUAUUAUGGGGUCAACAAGCCUUAUAUAGGAAAGCUCCUAAGAAAAGUAAAGAUAAAGAAAUGAAACCUGUAGAAUUAUUUAAAUUAUAUUUAGGUAAUUGUUUAGAAAAGCAUAGACCAAAAUUACCCGUAGAUUAUAAAAAAGCGAUUUCCGAUUAUCUUCAUAAAAUUGGAGAGUUAAUUAAAGAAACUAUUCCUAAAUAUUGGAUGGGAAUUGAUUUCAUGGAAAACGUUCUAUUAAUUCUUCCUGUACCAGCUGAAUAUUCAGAAUUGGAUAAAGCUAUAAUGAGAGAAUGUGCAUUCAAUGCUGGAUUGAUUAAUAAUAGAUCUUCGGAAAAAUUACAAUUUACAACAGAACCCGAAGCUGCAGCAGUUUAUUGUAUGAGUAAAACCUUGAAGCAACAUUAUCUUAAAGAACCCGGAACAACUUUUAUGAUCGUUGAUUGCGGCGGUGGCACGGUAGAUUUAACAACACGUAAAUUAUUAGAAGAUAAUACAUUAGGUGAAAUUACUGAACGAUCCGGAGACUUCUGCGGGAGUACUUUCAUUGAUAAAGAAUUUAUCAAAUUGCUUAAACAUAAAGUUGGAAAUGAAGCUAUAGAUUUGUUAAGUGAGAGACAUUACGGUCAAUUACAACAUUUAAUUCAAGAAUUUUGUCAAACUGCAAAGAUACCAUUCGACGGUGAUGAACCAAGUUUUAGAAGUUAUGAUUUGGAUCUUGAAGAUUCGGUGUUAUUACAAUAUGUCACUGGUUCAGAAAAAGAUUGGUUGAAAGAUAAAGAAUGGGUGAUCGAAAUUGAUUUCAACACUACUAAAUCCUUAUUUGAUCCUAUUGUUAAUAGAAUUAUUAAAAUGAUUCGGAUUCAGCUCGAUAAUUCUAAAUCUGAAAAAUGUUCUGCAAUAUUCUUAGUUGGAGGUUUCAGUCAAUCCAAAUAUUUACAGAAAAGAAUCAAAGAAGAAUUUAUCGACUUGGUAAGAAAUAUCUCAACUCUGAGUCAACCUGACGCGGCUGUUGUACGUGGUGCAGCAAUCUACGGGAAAAGUUUACAACAGUCAAAAAGCUUGAUGAAUAUGAAUAGAUACAAAUGUAUUAUCGCAACUCGCGUAUUAACACAUACAUAUGGAACUAAAGUAUCUCCGAAGUGGAAGGAAGGUGAUCCACCAGAACGACGCACUUCUCAUGGGUUAAUUCAUAAAUUUCGUCGUAUUGUAAAACGUAAAACUGAAGUCGAAAUCGAUCAGGAAAUUGAUGUUGGACAAUACGCUCCUAUUGUUCCGAAUCAAACAAAACUGAGCUUUGAUUUAUACUAUACAAAAGAACAAGAUGCUGUUUAUUGUGAUGAACCUGGUGUGGAAUUUCUUGGAGAAUUUCUUAUUGAUCUUCCUGAUGUAAAAUUAGGAACUAAAAGAAUCUGUAAACUUAGCAUAUUAUUUGGUGAUAUGGAAAUUAAAGCUAAUGCCAUUAACGAAACAAGCGGCCAAAAUUAUCAAACAAAGUUCAAAUUUAACGAUUUUUAG
Molecule: messenger RNA, 1704 nt
Organism: Rhizophagus irregularis DAOM 181602=DAOM 197198
Lineage: Eukaryota; Fungi; Glomeromycota; Glomeromycetes; Glomerales; Glomeraceae
Molecular function (GO): ATP binding; ATP-dependent protein folding chaperone
Source: RefSeq, a predicted model, not a curated record